UGCUGUUCGUAAGUCUGAGUCGACAUAUGCUUUGAAUGUUUUAACUAGACAUGCCGAACGCCGUCGCCGAAGGUGAUGGCCCAGGCGCAGCAGGCCCAGAGGCAGCAACCAGCCUUCUCGAAAGGCUUUGUUCCGAAUACAAAGAGCAAAUGGCUCAACUUGACAAGGAGAGGCAGUACGUUUGGGACAACAAGCAUCGAUUUCCACGGAAAGAUGCCACGUCCCAGCUGUUGCAUGGAGCUUGCGAAAAGCUGUUGAGGGAGAAGGCGGCCCUCGAGGAGCGUCGCUACGAGGAACACACAGCUGAACCGCACGUGCUGUUCCAGCGUCUCGGAGUUGAUUUCCACCGGAGGACUUCGGAGAAGGCCAGUGGGUUGCUACAGAACCUGCCCCGACGGCUUUCAGGUGUACAUGAGCGAGUUCGAUUUAGGCCUUCCUUGCGUUCGUUCUUUGGAGCCUGCUUUGGAGCGGCAUACAACGAAGCAGAUUUCCCGCACAAUUUGAGUUGCUGGAACGAUGCUCAACAUGUUUUUGUAUCCACUUACGAGGUGUUGAGGGACCGGAGUUUUGUCAGCGUCCACACAUCCGAUUUGGUCGUUGGAGAUAUCAUCUAUUUGCAGCGAAGUCUUCGUGCCCCCUGUGACCUCCGAGUGCUCACAGCUGCCGAGGACACGUUGGUGGAUGCUUCUUUUGGUAGCACGGCCCCGUGCGAAGUGCGACAUUGCACAUCGCAGUCUACAGCCAGUGAUCCCAGGGAGUCCAGCAACAUUAUCCUGAAGGGGAGUUUUCUUCUUCAAGGCUCCUUGCUUGGAGUUGUUCUUCGACCUCCACAGGAUCCGUUUCUUCGAAACAGUCUUCGAAGCAGUCUUCGGAGCAGCCUUCGAAGUCAAAAGGAUGGAGACUUCAUCUUGGACACCUCAGUUCCGGCUGGCAUGAAAUCAUCAGCGUGUCAGCGUGCUUAUGCGAGCUUGUGUGUGCGAGCAAGCUGCGUUUGCCGUUCCUUCGUAUCAAUGGCAGACUUGGCAUCUGUCAAGACCAUCAUCGUUUUCCUUUCCGAAGAGCUCUACGACCUUGCUGCAGUACGUGACAUGGUGCGUGCCAUGCACGAGUUGGGCAAGGCUGUGCUUUUUGUUGGCCACGAUUCUCAAGCCUUGGGACGUUGUGCCCAAGAAUGCAACUUGGAGUUCAUCGACUUUCGAGGCUCUCGAUCUUCUGCCAGCACGGGUGCACCUAGUCCCAGCGUGGACUCCUCCGGGUCGCAGCAUGACGAAAACCAUGGAAGUCCUGCCAACGUGAGGCCCCAUGAGCAUCCGGGUCCUGCUGAACGAGAAACUGACAACUGUGUAGCUGAUUUGGCGAAUUCCUGCGGAGACAAAAGGGCAUUUGGUGCCUGUUUGCAUGGUAUCUCAGAGGCUACUCUUUUACGCUUUUGCCGGCUACUGCAAGAACGGGGCACAAGUGUCCUGUAUGCUUCGAGUCAGGUCCAACCGCAGUUUCUACGCUGUGUGGUGCCACCAGUGCAGUGGGCAGUAAAUCGAACGCUGUCAGAGGAGCUCUCAACAUGUGCUUCAGCAACUUUCAGGAUGAGAUCGCACAGCAAUGACACUUCAGUUGCUCAUUGGCCAACAGCUGUCUCGCAGACAUCAUUUGUUGGUGGAACGUCAACGAGUCUGGACGCCCCGGAGGAGCAAGAAUGCACAGCCAAUACUUUGCCAGUUUUAGUGGUAUCAAUGAAUACAAAAGGAGUAUUGGCCGACCUCGCCAGCGCUGUGAUUCGAAAGCCUGAUCUCCGCUGCUUGGCGCUGGCUAUACAAAUUCUUUCGAAAGAAGUACUGGAACGCCAGGAAAGAUGAGCUCUGCUCUACUGACACAGAUUCGCUGCAAUGAACUCUUUUUGAUUUCCACAUAUUUCCGGCUUUGCUC
Molecule: messenger RNA, 1923 nt
Organism: Cladocopium goreaui
Lineage: Eukaryota; Dinophyceae; Suessiales; Symbiodiniaceae
Source: the annotation of a GenBank genome assembly